Molecule: messenger RNA, 1210 nt
Organism: Protomyces lactucae-debilis
Lineage: Eukaryota; Fungi; Ascomycota; Taphrinomycetes; Taphrinales; Protomycetaceae
Product: RNA polymerase II transcription elongation factor-domain-containing protein
Exons: 3
Coding region: 73-1113 (346 amino acids)
Biological process (GO): regulation of transcription elongation by RNA polymerase II; positive regulation of DNA-templated transcription
Cellular component (GO): super elongation complex
Molecular function (GO): transcription elongation factor activity
Source: RefSeq, a predicted model, not a curated record
CGACGACCAUCCACCACGAAGAGUCGCACGACCUGUUCCUCCUGCGCAGGGCCUCGCACGGUAAUAGGAAACAUGUCGGCCGCUUCAGAGCCCAAGGGUCGGCACAGUGUCACUCUGGGAAGCUCAAUGACCGAUGUACGGAGCGCAGAACAGCACGUAGGUCUGCGAUUCAACUUCCAGCCAGGCACGAUGGACCGCGCAAGAGCUGGAUAUCUGUCUGGAGGCCCGGAAGAAUAUACGGUCGCUGUGCCCAAUACAAGCGAUACAGGCUCGGACCACAUCUUUACCGGUGCUGCCCAGUCUACAAAGGACCUUGAUUGUGUGCUCAUCUAUGACGAAGCGACUUCUUCAUACAGGCUAGAACACUUUGACGGCAUUGUCAGGCUAGAUCAUCAACGCGGCAAGUCUGGACACCGCAAGACGGCAUCGACAGCAUCUCUGGCAUCGCCCUUUGUCCCGUACAACAUCGUCGGCAGCUCGCCUGCGCAUCUUCCUUCAUCUCCAGGAGCACAGAACAUCACCUCCGCGCCAAACGCGGCCACAGGUCUAGCUUCAUCGCCGGCCCCACCUGCCGUGGCGACACCAGCUGCUGCGCACGAUGAUCUAGAUGACGAUGCACCUGCCGAUGAAGUGCAUGAUAAGAAAGGACGGGCUAUAGAACUACAGCAUGGUAGACGAACCGCCACCUCUACACCGCCUCCCCGUAUACGUCUGGAGACUGCGGCAAAAACAUCCGGAGUGGCCGAUCCGCCUGAGUCUGCAGCAAAGCCAACAAAGGGCACGGCUCAGGUCAAGAAGACUGCUCCUGCAAAAGCAAAGGCCAAGGCGCAGCCUAAACCAAAGUCGAAAGCAAAAACAAAGGCUCCAGUCAUUGCUGCUCGUCGUGCGGACAUCAUGGAAGACGAGCUUGAUUAUGGCGAUGAUUCUGAUGAAGGUACAAUGCCAGUCGAUGCCUCUAGCAAGUCUGCGCCUGCAACAGAGAUUGAAGAAGAUGAUGACGAUGAUGAUCUCGAUGACCUUGCAAAUAUGCUCGAGUCCACGCUGGAAGAGUCACCGCCUGACACCGGACUUGCUACUGCCCCCGCCGACGAAAGCAGUGAGGACGAAGACUGAGCCAUUUCUUGUAUUGAGCCUUUGGUAUUGGCGUCUGUUUUUCUGUCUUGACAUUGGUUGUACACAUUUCUUUAUUUCUAGUCAACGUCUUCAUUCU